AUGGAACCAUCCACAUAUUCUCUGCCUAGUCAGAUAUAUAAUAACAGCGACAUCAUGAGUGGCGAUGCGACAAGACCAUGGUCAGAUCUCUCUAGCCCGGAAUUAUCUGGCCCCCGAUCUCGCAGCUGUGCCCAAUGUCGAUCACGGAAAAUCAAAUGUGAUCGCCAAAUUCCUUGCACUGGUUGUGUCAGAUCUGGAUCCCAAUGCAUUUAUCCUGCCGGACCUGGCAGGGCACCGAAAAGGCCUCGGAGGGUGGUUGAUUCGCGUGUACUCGAUAGGCUAUCUCGCCUUGAAGUAAUAAUGAAACAAAUGGGUAGUGGCAGAGGCCAGGAUACUACUGAGAGGACUACUUCCACACAACCAAAGGAAUCAACUACCCGAGUCGGACUGGAAUCGAAGGAUGAGUUGAGCACAGUUGAUGAACAGCUUGGCCGACUGGUCAUCGACGAUACGCGAAGUUAUUAUGUGAGCAAUAAGUUAUGGGCAAACUUAACAAAUGAGAUCGAAGAGCUACGAGACUUGCUUUAUGAUCCAACAUCUGACCAUGAGGAAGGUCCUGACGACGAUCUCAAUCAAGCCGUACCGGACCCCACAUUAAAUAUGGGCUCCAAUGCCGCAAUACUGGGAUUCCAGACGAUUGCUCCAUCGAUACGUCUUUACCACCCACCACUGUCGCAGUCGGUGGCCUUGGUGGAACUUUUCAAAGAGAGAGUUCUACCCCUGGUGCACAUCUUUCAUGCCCCGACACUGAUGCGUGAUUAUUGGGAUGCCAUAGCUUCUCUCGAUACUUUGGAUCGAAAUAGUGAGGCCUUGCUAUUUGCUAUCUACUAUUCUACUGUCAUCAGCAUGGAAUCUGAACAAUGCGAGAGCGUUAUAGGUGUUUCACGGGAGGUAGCUCUCAGGCAUUAUCAGUAUGCGGUGCAGCAAGCCAUGGCACGGGCCGACUUUCUCAACACCCAGAGUGUGACAUUGCUUCAAGCCGUGGUCUUAUUUUUAUCUGCAUUGCGAAAUGUAGAUGCCUCUCGUCGAACAUGGUCCCUAACUGCACUUGUUUUCCACAUUGCUAGAGCCAUGGGCUUGCAUCGCGAUGGAACAGCCUUCGGACUACCGCCUCUUGAGACAGAACUGAGACGCCGUUUAUGGUGGCACAUAUGCUUCCUUGAUAUACGAUCCUCGGAAUAUCAUGGAUGCCAGCCAAUAGUGCAAGACUCGGCAUUUGACACUAAGACGCCACUCAACAUUGAUGAUAGUGACUUGGUACAUGGAAUGAACGAGGCACCCAUAGAACGCGAGGAGGCUACCGAAAUGACAUUUUGUCUUGUUCGCUGCGAAGUACUCCGCGUGGCAUGGAAAACUAGCUACUUUUCCCCGAGCCAGAUGUCUUCCAAUGAACGCCAAGAAGAGAAAAUACCUACAAACCCCGAGGAAAUGGCAAAGAGUUUGACAGAGAAACUAGAGGAGCGAUAUAUCAAACAUUGCGACCCUAGUAUCCCAUUUUUGAAGUUAUGCACGACUGUGGCGCGACUAAUGAUUAAUCGUAUAUGGCUGGCAAUUUACUACCCACCGAGACAGAAGCCUAGUUCGAGCUUACCUGCAGCUAGCAGAGACAAGAUGUUUCUCACAGCAAUCAGCAUACUUGAAUUCUCGACCAUUCUCAUUACCAGCCCCGAAGUUGCUCAAUGGACGUGGCAUUCGAAGACUCAUAUACAAUGGCAUGCAGUUGUGAUUGUCUUGGCUGAAAUCUGUUCACGCCCAUCAUCCCCUGAGUGUGAUCGUGCUUGGGAGUGUGCAAAUACAGUAUACAACAGGUGGAACAUGCGAAAUGACAGGGCCAAUAGCCUCUGGAGGCCAAUAAAUCGCUUAAUGGCUAAAGCAAAAUCUGUUCGGGGCACUCACAUAAGUGACGAGCAUGAAGCACACCUGAGGACGCCUGGCGUGGCGUCGGUGACAUUCAACGACUUGGCGGUGGAUAUACCCUCGGACUUUCUGCUGGAACCACCUGAGAUAUUCCUUCACCCGGACUUCUUGAAUGAGGCCCACGGGGACCUUGAGUCGAUGUAUAAUGAUUACACGAUGGGCGAUUGGUUUGCAGAUGGCUGA
Messenger RNA from Penicillium cosmopolitanum, 2100 nucleotides. RefSeq lists its product as uncharacterized. Gene Ontology annotation, molecular function: DNA binding; DNA-binding transcription factor activity, RNA polymerase II-specific; zinc ion binding. NCBI's taxonomy places the organism in Eukaryota, Fungi, Ascomycota, Eurotiomycetes, Eurotiales, Aspergillaceae. The transcript has 2 exons. Bases 1 to 2100 code for a protein of 699 amino acids. The record is from RefSeq and is a predicted model, not a curated record. Gene Ontology annotation, biological process: DNA-templated transcription; regulation of DNA-templated transcription.